CGCAAAAAUUCCUCCUUUCUCCAACUCAUGUUUAUAGUGAGACUGUUACACAGUGUAGAUAUAUUUCCGGUCAAGUGUUUUCUUGGGAAUCUGAAGUUCAAGCUAGAGGUAUCAUUCAAAGGGAUCAAGGUACAGCAAGAUUCAAGAUAACAAGUCGUGCUGCGUCAUCGUUCGAAAGAAACCAACGGUGCCGGCUUCUUAUUCUACCGGUCGAUGUUGAAGUUGUUCAAGAUCUCACGGGUUACUGCAGAACUUAUUUUAUCUACAAACAUGUUCCAUGCUGAGCUGUAACAAGUACAAGCAAGUUGUGGCGGGAUCAACGUAGUAAAAGUUCGCGAAAUAACUCGUCGAUAAUUCAUUGCGUCACUGUUCGGUCCAUAGGAAACCACUGCUGCACUGCAGUUAAUUGAUCAAUUGCACAGAGACUUUGAUCACAAAUUGUGCAACUUCAGAAAAAGAGUCUUUAAAUUAGAAAAUUGGAGAUCUCUGCCGAAUAUCGGAAAAGGAGUUCUGGAGGGAUCUUUUUCAACAUCGGAUUUCAUACAAAGCACGCAUCGUUAUAAUUAUGACUCACAGCCUCAAUUACUCUGAGCAACAAGCACUUCUUGGCUCAAACAACAUCCAAGGAAAACAUUUUCGAAGCCCUUAUUAUAGCGGUGUAAUGCUUGAACAGCCUCUUAAUGCAAGUGAUGUAGACACUACUACAAGUGUAGGCGUGUUUAAGUCUCGCUCAGUGGUCCAACAACCAAGCGAAGAUUUCUUUCACGAGGGUAUACCGAUAUGGAGGGCUGCUUUGCUUGUGGUAAAUGCAGCUCUUGGUGCUGGUAUUUUGAACUUUCCUCAAGCGUAUGCCGAAUGCGGUGGUAUUGCUACUGCUAUUGUCAUUCAAAUGGUAUGUUUACGUUUCAACCUGUAGUGAAAAUGCUACAGCAGUGAGCUUGGAUUAAAGUAUGUCUUUUCUGCCCCCAACUUAAAUUUUUUUUUUCUAGUGGGAUUAAGGAAUUAUUUUCAAUGGUUCAUUGAAAGUAAUGUGUUGCGAACUAGGAGGUGGCAUAUUCAACAAGUGGUGAAACGGUUUGUUACCCCCUCCCGUGACUUAUCAUCCUUUUGACCAAAUUUUAGAAAUUUUUUUUUUUUUGAAUAAUAGAAAAACUAUAAUAUUGGAGGUCUGUCCUCACCCAAAAUUAGUGACCCACCAGUUUAUCUGUUUUGGCAGUGCUGAGCUCACUAUUCACAUGUUUUGCAAAGACAAAAUAGCUGAAUUAAUAAUUGCUGCCUCAAAAAAAAAAAAACCACCUCGACUAACGGUCACUUCUCCACAAUUGGCCACUUCUCUACAGCGGCUGCGUUCUUUUGUCCCUAUAAAACUCACUUGAAGAAAGUCAACUGUUGUUUGAAGGGAGCUCAAACUCAGUGUCACAGAGCUCUAGGCUUCUAUAUUAAUUGAUUGGCCUGUCAUUUUAUGCCAACCCAUAGAACAUUAAUUUGUUUUUCCAGAGUUGCUUUUCAACCUUGGUUGCUUUUAAUUAUUCAGUGUUCCAUUUAGACGCAUUAGUUUUGUGUGACAGUUUUCAAAAAAAGUUGCGUCUGAUAGCGUAAGGCAAGUGGAUCUUCGUAUCUGGCAAGUAUAUUCUGUUCUUAACUUGCCUGUUGUGUAGAUUAUUGGGGAAUUCAAAUUACAGCUGAAGACUCUACUUGUAAUUUUUUAGGCUAGCUGAAAUAACUCUUGGGAUAGUACAUGUUCAACUGACUUUCUUUGCACCCUGUAUGCUUGGUACAGAGUCGAAGUAAGAUAAACAUACUUAAAUGGAUGCGUUGAGUAAAUUUGUCACCGAAACACAAUGCCUAGGACAUUUGCCAGAAGUGUAGGUAGUAACCCGUUUGCUCAGGCUAGUACAUGUACAACAGACUUUCUUUGCACCCUGUUUGGUGCAGAGUCUAAGUAACAUUAUUAAUAAACAUUCUUACAUGUAAGUGGAUGCACCAUAAAUUUGUUGCUGAAACACAAAGCCCUAGGGUAUUCCCAGAAUUGUAGGUAGUAGCCUGUUUGCUUGGGCAACUCUUGUUCUGUCAAACCUCAACCACAAAUUAGGUGAUGUGUCAACAGCUAUCAGCUGUACACUAGACUAAAGUGCAUAUGUCCCCAAUAACCCACGAGUUCAUGACUACUCUUGAAGGCAGGUUUUACAAGAUUUCUUCUUACUGUUAUAGUUAUUUUGAUUUUUACAUUCAAGCAACAUGCCAUCUAGUAAUGUGAUCAGCAUGCACUAAACAAAAAGAAACAAAGUUCAAACCUGGGUUGAUGAACGUCUCUACAAUUAGCAAGUUCAAAUGUCCAACAAAGUCCAAAGAUCUCCUUUAAUUUAAGGGAUCUGUUCAUUCAUGAUGAAGUGCAAAGUAUAAAAGGGAUUAGCUUUAAAGUAGUCAGCAUCUUGUCCCAGGACUUUUGCUUUGAUGAGCAAGAUUGAUUACAGUUUUUCUGUAAUUGAAUUCUGCCAAAAACUAUACUUGCCUAUUGGGCAAGUUAAGAACAAAAUUAACUAGCCUGAUAUAGCAAAAUACACUAGUCCUCAGAAUGCAAAGAAAGUCAGUUUUACAGCUUGCCAUUCUGGCAAGCUGCAGCUAGCAUGUAUUAGCCGAAGAGUAGUUUUAAUUGGCCUGAAUUUUUUUUUUGAUGAGCAGGAUUCAUUACAAUUUUCUGAAAAAAAUUCAUUUGCCUGUUGGGCAAGUUAUAACCUGAGAUCAGGCUCUAUUUUCGUUUCGCUUUGAAAAUUACAUUCCGGCGGGCAAGACACGGUAGCCGUUAGAGAGAAUGUAUGAGAACCACUCAAAUUGGGCCUGAUCUCAGGUUAGGCAAGUUAAGAACAGAGAAUUCACUAGCCUUAUAGCAAAAUCCACUAGCCCCAAGCAAUCGGACAAUUGCAGGCCGUACAGGUCAAGUAAGUUGCAUUUUUAAACAAUGUUAUAAUAAUAUAUAUUAAUUUUUAUUAUAUUGUUUUGUAUUCUACAGAGUUUACUUGUAUUUAUCACUGGGGCCUUCCUUAUCUUAGCUUACUGUGCUGACAAACAUGGAUCUCAAAAUUUUCAAGAAGUUAUCCGAGAGGUUUUGGGACCAGGAGCAUACAUUGUUACACAGAUUUUCGUACUUUUAUACAUGUUUGGUUCUACAAUUGCUUAUAUGAUUCUAAUUGGUGACCAGCUGCAAAGUGGUAUGUCAAUCAUCUUUCUCUUUUAAUUACUUAAAUAUUUUUAAUCAGUGUGUUUAUAAAGCACUUGCCACUCAGUUUUUAAUGGCAUACUUGUGCAUACCGUAAAAUUCCGAAAAUGAGCCCCAGGGCUUGUAUUUUUCAAAGACCCUUUUCGAGGGGCUUAUCUACGGAGGGAAAUUUUAGUUUCAAAAUAUUAUUGAUUGGGCUAGCCUUAUAGUUGGAAGUAAAUUUACUGUUUUUGCUUUGUUUUACUUUGUAUUUGAGGGCAGUUUUCCAAAAUACAAGCCCCCAGGGGCUUAUAAUUGGAGGGGCGAUUUAACGGAGGGUUUUUUGCGUUACGAGUUUGGGGGGCUUACAUUUGGAGGGGCUUAUACAUGGAGGGGCUUAUUUUCGGAAUUUUACGGUAUAUUAACACCAAAAAGAGAGUUGAUACAAUAUGACAGUCCUACAUGCAUAGCAGCUGUGUUUUGGAUAGAACUGUUGAUAUUGUAGUCAAAAAUAAUGGUGUUACAAAAACUGUUUUGAUGACAACUUCUCAAACAAAUUGAUUUCUAAGGAUCAAGAUAUUGCUACUGCUAUGCAAGCAUUUGAAAAUGAAGAUUUUAUUAACCGAAUGUCACAAUAGAGAGAUUUAAAGUGACUUUUAUGGCAAACGGCUUCAUCAGAUUCAAGUUGAGAAAUUCUCAAAAAUAGAAAAAAUUAAUGUGCAGCUAAAGUCAAACCUAACAUGAAGCUACUCAUUUGGGGAUAGAAGUAAUUAACAGUAAACCACAUCAAGUAAAGGGAAAACUUGGUUGGGUUGGUACAAAUUCACGUUUGCCAUUUCACAUAAACGUCACUUUAAAUCUCUCUAAUCAAUCACAUUUUAGGAUUUCCUUUAUGUUUAUAUUAGUUUUGUAAUGUUGACAAUAAGUGACAAAUGUUUUGGUUAUGUGAUUUGAGUAGAGUUUCUUCUUAACCAUCCUGAAAUAAUGAAUAUUGAUUUUUGCCAUAUAGCAGUUAAAACUCAAAUCCUAUGAUGGAUCAUCAUUGUUCAGAAGGGAGUUCAUUGCUCAUCUCUGUCUUCUUUCCUUCUCUCUUCAGUUGGUAAAGCUAUUGACAGUGAACCUCCUUGGUAUCUAAGCCGAAUUUUCCUCAUGUGUGCUGUUUGUAUCAUAUUUCUGUUACCAUUAUGUCUCCCAAAGACCUUAAAAGUUCUCAGUUAUUCAAGGUAUGCAGAACCCAAUGUCAGUACAACAAUGGAAAAAAUAAAUUAUGUAAAUAAAAUGUACGAGAGACACCAUUACAUUUCUUUCAUUGCUAAAAAUGUACUUUAAGCCAGCCAGCUAUUCUCCGAUAGUAAUGCAUAACUUAUUAGGACGUCAAUGACAGGAAGCAAGAUCAUGUUAUUUAUUUACCUUACUACCAGCUUCUCUGGACACAGGCCUACCCAGAGGGAAUGUGCACGAACAGGACUCAGGUCCCAUGCAAGGUGCCAUCCAUACCCAAUCCCACAACCUGUAAAGGUUGACCACACCACCAGGGUCUACGACCCCUACUCUUUUUGAAUAGUGAUAUGCGUUCUUUUACAUCCCACAAGAACAAAUCAUGGUUUUUUGUCCCUACCCGAGAAGACUAGAAAGUGUUAACCAUUUGCAGAUGUCAUUACAAAGGCGGCACAUUUUUCUCAGUUAUUUAAAAACCCUCUGUGUUGGUCCGGCUGGGGUUUUAACCUGCGACCUCCCACGCAGCAGACUGGCACUCUCCCAACCAAGCUAACUAGGCAGCAAUUAAUUAUUAACUUUAAAAUAGAAUAUAAUUGCAAUAAUUAUUGUAUUAUUUUUGGUAGACACUAGUUUGCUGGUCAAGAAUCCUUUUUCUGAGACCUUUCAUUUCUGAUACACUUCUCUUCGAAAAUAAGUACAUCGUCACAGAUUGAUUUAUCACACUGAAAUCACUGAAAAUGCCGUCAUCAUCAUUGUCAUCAUCAUCUGUUUCUGCACCACAAAACACUAGUCUUCUUGGAGAAAAUACUGUACAUGAACUUAUUAGAGGUGCAUGAGAAAAAAUAAGUUUGGGCACUCGCAUUCCUGGGAUCUCAAAGCCAGUAAAUUAAAAAGCUCUCAGGUUUACUUCAUUAAUUAUUAUGAUAAAACAAUCUAUAAAGGUCACUUUAGUUUUUGUAAAACCUUUAAAAAUUUGUCUUAAAAAAUGUUGUGCGACUAUGAUGUCACACUAGCCUCCCACGCAGGCGUUUUUAGGGGAGCUCCUUUUUCAUCCCUCCCCACAAACGCCUGCUCAACCGAAGACAACAUUCCUUUCCCAUGCUUAGCCAAUCACAUUGUACUUUCCAAAUUCUGGAAAGUUGACCUUGACCGCAAGGUAAUCUGAUAAUUACUUGAUCUGCAUGAAACACUGGAAAAUUUUCUAACCUCCAAUAAGUGUUAGAUUCAGAGCGGCAAAAAUAAGAUUUGAUCAAAUUUUAGAAUACUCCAUGCACUUCAUAACCUUAACGAAGGAAAGUAAAGAAGGAAAACGGUAACUGUAGGGUCACGUUUUAGUCACGUUUAGCCUGUCAACACUUUAUUGCACAACUGUUUAUUGGUCACUUACCACGCAAAUAAAACAAUGGGAAAGGAAUGUUGUUUCCGGCUGAGCAGGCGUUUGUGGGGAGGGAUGACAAACGAGCUCCCCUAAAAACGCCUGCGUGGGAGGCUAAAGUCACACAUGCACACUGCGUGUACAUUGUAAGAAAGUUCAUCAUUUAAAGUACACAAGUACCAUGUGCAGUAUUAAUUUAGAAUUAAUAUGCCUGUUUUUCUUUCUUUCUUUCUUCCUUUUUUUAGUGCCCUUGGAACAAUUGGAGCUAUUUUCAUUUGCGUAGUAACCGCCACAAAGUAUUUUCAGGGAAAUUAUACUGUUAAAACAGAGUUUGUUCAGUAAGUGCUUUUGACUAAAAUGCUAAUUAACACAAACACACACUGUAUGUUCAGUAUAUUGCACACCAUUGCAUAGGGAAAAGCUCUUAGUCCUUCGGUGUGAUUAACUUGUACAGUUUCAGAUUUUAUAGUACAGUUGUAGAUUUGAAAAGUACAAUGUAGAAGGCAGUUCAUCUCAUAAAAAUGGAAAAUAAUCUUCUUUUUUUUUCGGGCAGAGGGUGGGGGUGGGGUGGUUUUUACUGCUUUCAAGCAUAAGUUUGUCAGACUGACUCAUUCUAACCACUUAAUCUUAAGAGGACAGAGGUCAGACAUGAUGCCUGGACGUAAUUAAAUACAGUCAAACUCCGAUUUACAGACACCCACUUAAUAUGGACACCUUAUUAUUAUGGACAGUUUACUUUGUCCUGGGGAAGAGAAAGCCCUUACAUUUUUUCUAAAUUCAACCCGCUCAAUAUGGACACCUUGUUAAUGUGGACACUUUCUAUGACCCCCUCAGUGUCCAUAUUAGUGGGGUAAGGCUGUACUAUCAUUAAUUUUUGAAGCUGUAUUUUUACAUAAAUAAAAGUCAAUAUGUUAAUGUGUCCCUCCCUUCUGCCCAACUGAAAUGGUGACCUGGUUUGACAACUCCAGUUUACGGAAGAAAGUUAUUUGAAACCCUAUUAUCCAGCGAAAACAGCUGACGUUUCAUCAUGCCUGGUUUCCCCACAAAAUGAUGUCUGUGCAAUGACUACUGAAAUUUCAUACUGAUGAUUUAAUAUCAACUUUGCACCUGUGCGCAUACCUCUAAUCAGUGUACUGUUGUUGCUGUAUUGUAGAGUGAAGUUACCAUGGACAGAAGCUUUUAGUGCUGUGCCAAUUAUUUGCUUUGGUUUUCAGGUUUGCACUAGUCUUGCUAUUUAUAACCAUAAGACUUUUUUGUUCACAGGAAAACAACUACAGCUGUACACUGUAGACUUUUAAACACCUGCCAGCAAGUUGUACCUGAAAAUUUGUGGUGGCUUAUCUGCAAGAAAUAAUAUUAUUUUCUAACUUUCCAUGAAUCAACCCAAAACAUCAGGCCAAAAUUUAAUUUUCACCAAGCAAGCAAAUGACACGCUAUCUUUAAGUAAUCUUGUCUGCUGUUUCUCAGAGCAUGACUUUGACAGCAAAUAUAUGUGAAUCAAAAAAUAAAUCUCAACCUACAUUUUAUCUUCAACAUUACAUAUCACAUCAGUUCUGUGAGUAGAGCUUGCGUUGAAGUUAGUUAACCAUGUAUUUGAUGGCUCUGUGAUGUUGCGUUUUUGUGUCAAACAUAUUACAUCAUGUUUACAACAAAUAUAAAAUCAUGCAGAUAAUUUAUGAUAAUUAUUUUCUUCCAGUGUCAUGUACCAUCAAUAGCUGUUUAUGCAGAACUCAAGAGAGCAAGUGUGCCCAGAUUUGGAAUAGUCGUUGUCAUUGCCAUGGCAAUUUGUGCUGCGGCUUAUGCCAUCACAGGAUCUUUUGGCUACCUUACCUUUGGCACCAAAGUUAAAAGUGAUGUUCUGCUAAAUUAUCACCCUAACGAUGUUUUGGUGAAUUGUGCAAGGGUGACAUUAUCAAUAAUAGUCUUAUCCACUGGUGCUGUGGUUGUUUUCUGUGGAAGGUAUAGUGUAGCACUAUAUUAAGAACCACAAAUUUUACUUUUUAUUUUAUUUUUAUUUUUUAUCAUUAUUAUUUUUUUUUUCUGGAAAGGUCUCUGAACUCCCCCAAUGAAUUAGGGACAGUCUCCCCCUCACACAGAUGUGUGGUGUGAAAGAGCAAGAGCUCUUUGUGAAUUCAUGCAGUCCUCGCAAUGAAAUUUAUUGGUCAGACAUGUCCUAUUUGCUAAAACUAAGAACUAGCUGAAAAUAUUAAAUGUUAAAACCGUGAAACCAAAAACCACUUUAUGAUGACUGCUUUAAUAAUAAUUUAUUAUACUAAUUCAAGGACAAAGACAGACCAGAGGACAGACAGGGAGCAGUAUACAAGAUCAAAUGCUGCGACUGCCAGGCCACUUUAUAAUGUACAUCGGUGAGACUGGCAGAAACCUUAGCACACAACUGACUGAACGCAAACUAGCGACAAGAAAUGGUGAUGUCAACAAUCACAUUGCUGAACACCAUUUACAAACAAAACAUCAAAUCGACUGGGACACCGUGACAUGCAGAACAUAUUCUACAGAAUACUAUCAACGACUCACCUUAGAAAGCUGGUUUACUAACUUAGAACAAACGCCUCUGAAUCACAGUCCACAAUUACCAUGAAGCACCAUACAAACGACUUAUUGACACACUCAAACAAAACUGACAAUGGUAGAGUUCCUGAUAACCGACAAUUUGACUAACAAUAAAAUGAUCAAGACGACUGUUCAGCUGUGACAAAAAGACGGAUCAAAACACACUAUUGAUAUUUGAGAGUCUUCAUAGCCAAUAACAUCACGGCUUAACUGACAGACGACCAAUAACAUCGCAACUUAAUUUGACCAAUGAGGUCAAUAACCAGAGUUUGAUACCAUCAACUGACGUGAUAUAACUCACUUUGACUGUGAAGAUGACUACCGCACAGGUUGUCGAAACAUCAGUCACUGUCAACAACUGCAUGCCCUAUUCAGGACUACAUUCAACCGCAUGAUCAUUCUCAACCUACUGGGUACUUAAUAUUAAUUUAAAGUUAGGAGUUUUAUGCAGUAUGAAAAAAAACCUUAAUUUUCUUUUUGUACUUCUACUGUGGUUAUCCCAAAAAUUAUACAUUUAAUUCUUCAUCCAGCAGUUCUGGUAAACGUUUUUGAAUUUCAGUUGUGUAUUCAUUAUCAUCUAACACAGCAUUAUACAUGUAAGACAAUUAAUAUUGUCUCCUGCCUGUAGCCUACUAGCUUUUAGAAACUAAGACACUUGACCUUAACUUUCAUUAGGUAUUGCAGGAAGAGUAUAAUAUUAUAAAAUAUGCUAAUCACUGUAAUGCAUUUCAUGACUGUUUUGUAGGAGCUGCCUGGAGGGCUUGUAUCUAUCAUUCUUUAGGAUGCCUCCUGCAUUAGCUGAAGUACAUGAAAGACAACGAAGGAUCAUACAGACAAUAGUGUGGUUUAGUCUUUCCCUCAUUGUUUCUGUAUUUGUUAAAGACAUAGGAUAUGCUGUAGCCCUCAUCGGGGGAUUAGCUGCACUCUUUAUCUUUUUCUUUCCAGGUAGGUUGUCAGAAAUUAACCCUUUAAGCCCCAGUAUCCACAUACAAGUUCUCCAAACUGAUCUCCAUACAUUUCCUUAAAGAAUGAGUCGAGAGAAUUUGACAAAAGAUCAAGGCAUUUUUUCUUGGGUGAUCACUUUAUUAAUUCUUAUAACUUAUCUGUUGACAGUGUGUGGUUAUUGUUAGGAGAAAAUUGAUCUUGGUCACUACUGGCACCUAAAGGGUUAAGCCCCGUGCAAAUGGACACAACAUUGUUGGAUGUUACAUGUUGUGUCCAUUUGCUCAUGCUGUUGUAUGUUGUUGCAUGUUGUUGGGAAGAAACUUGUCAAACAUUUGAGCCAUUGACUCCCAACAUUUCAAUAAAUUUAAUAUUAUUAUUGCACAUUUUAUGUAUACAUAUGGUUGACAAAGUCUUAUGGGUUGUAUCCUUCCCGUGGUGCACUGCAGGUCACAACAUUGUUUGGUUACUUUCGUAGGACACAAAAGCAAAAUAGAGCCAAAAGGUCCUCCUAGUUGUUGAAACCUUACCUAACUGAAAAUGUUUCUGAGAGCCCUGCUUAUGAGAUCCCAUGAAAUUUUUCAACUUCCUUGUAAAAAGAAAUUUUAUUAGUUAAAUCUUUAUUACCAUACAUACAUGAAAUUGCCCAUGAAAUUACUCAUGAAUUUCUUUCACUCAGACUGCAACCCACACUGUAUGUAGCUAGCAAUCUUUCGUUAAUACUAUGACACAAUGUUAUUUGCAGUAGUAAAAAGCUAAAUCUGGUAAAUUUGAUACCAACAAGUAUGCCGCUGACAAUAUUUCUUCUGACAAAUGCACAACCAUGCUUGCAAAGAAUUUGUUCCCAUCUAUUUGAUUUCUGAUGUAAUAACAAGUUGAUGAAAAUUUGUUCCUAUUUAUAUUCACAACUAAGAGACGGGAAUGGGUGUGCAGCUUGAACUGUGGAGCCUGAGUGUUUGAUGCCAUCCAAAUAACAUACAAAGUUCAACAUCAUAACUAAAGAAUGGUAUACAAAUAUUCCUAAAUAAAGUCACUCGAGGCUGAAUUAUUCAUGUACGCCACCUGAUACGAAAACCCAAUGGGAAAAAAUUGGGACGUGUUCCCUAACUGAUGCAGUCGCACAACCUCUGGGGGUUAAAGGAAAAAAUCAAUUGAUAGAUGAAUAAAGUAAGAUAUAAAAAUAAAAGUCGAUAGUUUGAGAGCUGAGAUGAAUACAUUACAACUGUCAAAACCUUAUAUACCUAAUAACAAUAGAGUAAAUUAAUACCAUAGCAGCUCACGUGUGUUCAUACCAAUAGGAAAGUAUUUACAUUCUCUGUCACUGCCACUAGAUUUAGCUCCGCCAAAUGUAAAUACAUUUCCUAGGAGCAUUCACUUGAAAAUUAAACUCCUGCAUUUUUUUAUUCCUAGGAAUCUGUCUUGUGCAGGAGAUGCUCCAAUAUCCUGUUCUGUCCACCACCAAGAAGCUCCUGAUAGCCCUCGGUCUUUUCUAUGUGGUCUUGGGAGUGUUCAUAUUUGCUGACUCUGAAGUUUUUGCAAUAAUGAAGGAUAUCACAGGAAAAGGGUUGUACUGAUCAUGAGACGGAUUGUAAGAACAGCAUUCUCAACUGUAUUCAAGUCCACCAGCAGAUAACUGGGUUUUUCAUGAGUUUUAUGUGACACGUCCAGCCUGGCACCUACUCGUGUAUGCUGUGCCUGAUCUCUACAUUGCCAGGACCUAAUGCCGAUAAAAACUUAAAUUUCUUUAGUAACCUCUUCUUUGAUAAUUAGCCUUCUAUUUUUGACAACGGGUUGAGCACUAAUUCUCUUUUCCUUGUGAACAGGAUGCUGUACAUGUACAUCUAAGCUUUUUAAAAUAUGUAAUAACAAUAUUACAUGUUUUAAAAAGCUGAGAUGUACAAUAAUAAGCAAUCAGAAUGACUUUGUCCAUUAAGCUACUGCAUUUGAAGGUUCAGGUUAUAUCCUACUGGUUCAGAAUCAUGGUUCCGUUACUGUAUUUAUAAUUUUUUUUUUGUGGGCUAUAUUGCAUACAAUUGAUAUUAUUCAUUAAUCAAGUACAUACUACUCUCACUCUCUUUCAUUCUUAUUUUAAUUUGAUACUCAAUAUGGGUGGACAGUCAAAAUCCAUCUUGAAUUUACUUAGUAUAUAGUUGUCACUUUUCUAUUUUUUAUUCAGAGACAUACAUUUAUUGAAAUUCCCAAUGACAUUCUGGACCUGAGUAGUCUCCUUCACAGCCGUUUUUAGUCUCGUCACGCAACGCUCCUUCCCACAAAAGUCUUUUUGCUGCAAUUUGAUUGGUUCAAUUUCAAACAAUGAUUGUGAUAAUUAUGAUUGGUCAAUCGCCUGUACCGACAAACAAAGGGAAAGGAAUGUGGUUCAAAAGAAAGUAGCCAUUUGUGGUGAUGCGUGACGAACCUAAAAACGGCUGCAAAGGAGACUAGGACCUGAGGGCCUUUAUUCACUUACCCCGAUCCUGCCCCUCAUAUUGUAAUAAGACAGUGGUCUUAAUCUUAUAAAAUAGUUGAAUUUAAUCCAACUUGAUUACUAGCGAUUGUAUGUCUACAUAGGCAUAUCAUGACAGUGGUGGAUCCAGGAGAGGGGCCCAGGUGGCCAACCCCCACCCCUUUUUUUCGACCAAAAUGAGGCCCAAAGGGCCAAAACAUUUUUGUUUUGAGACCCCCCCCGCUUCCCUAUCUGAAGUUCUGGAUCUACCACUGCAUGAGCAACAACCUCAGGGCCAAAGCACAAAUAUUUAUUAAUUACUUGAAGCUUAAAUAUAAGGGUACCAUGAAAGAUUCAACUGAUCAACCUUUUUUUUCUAUUAGACUCUCAAAAGAUUACAAGUAUUCAGUAGUAUAACCUUGUUAGAAUUGAUGGUUGACACAAAUUUUGAAAUACGGUAGAGCUCUGUUAACUUGAACUCUGAAGGGACACGAAAAACAGUUUGAGUGAUUGAGGGUUCGAGUUGACGGGGUGGAUUGCAAAAUUCAAAAUUGAUAGUUAUAACUAUCACUAUCAAUUUUUGAUAACUGACUUUUCAGCUCUUCAGUGUAUAGUGCAGUGCAAAUUUAACUUAUUUCAUCAGAAAUGGUAACAUGCCUUUAGGCAUUUUUGUGAUAAAACGUGAUCUGUUCGUUACUCCAGUGUUAGUCUUAGUGUUUUUACCAGUUAUACAAAAAGGGCUAGAAGAGCUAAUGGGAUGGCAUCCGAGUAGAGUUGCAAGAUCUAGAUUUCAAGUUAUCGGGGUAAAUUUCAGUGAAGUUUUGUUAGGGAAAUGAAAUUUAGUUUGAGUUAGCAGGAAGUUCGAGUUAUCCGAGUUUGAGUUAUCAGGGUUCUACUGUAUUAGGAAUUUUGCCGUAGGCCUUAAAUACCAUUACAUACCAGUACAGUAUACAUCACACCAUGUUACAUAAUACAGAUUCCAGAAUCCAGAAAAUUUCAUUUCUGGGAUCCGGAAUCCCUCUGCUUUAGAAUCUGGGAUUCUGCUCAAGGAAUCCAGAAUCCAAGUUCCACCGACAAGGACACAAAUCCAGAAUCCAGUACCCCAGAAUCCACAGCGUGGAGUUCAGAAUUCAAGCCUGUCUUGGAUUGCCUUAAAUGUAAAUUGUAUGGAUAAGGGUCGGGGAAAUAAUAAAUUAUUAAUAAUAUUGUUGAAUUGAUAUCAAGACUUAAACCUUUGACUCAACAUUACUUUGACAGUGCUGUUGCUGGGGCUCUUACGAAUAAUUAUGUAGAAAAACUAUUCUGUUAUUUAUUUAUUUUGGGGACUAUACAACGUAGACAACCGCAGAUCAAAACAAGGGGAUUACUAGUCAGAGUUACAGGUCACGUAUAUUAUAAACUGUAAUAACGAAUCAGAUAAAUCUGUUAUUCUAUACGUUUUGUACUCUCAACUGAAUUUAUCAAUGUAGCUGCUAAGAGUUUCAAGGGUGAGUGAGUUAAGUAUUAGUUAGGGGCCAACCAUUUAACUUUUGAGAAGUACUGUAGGGGCGAGGUGAGCGUUAACUAUAGGCAAAAUUUUUUUCACGUCCAAAUAUAACACUGUUAGCUUAUUGUAUGACUUGUUUUCAUUCCAGGUCUCAUAAUAUAUUUUUAAAAGGUCACCCAACCCCUACUCUGGAUCCAGAGGUCCAUUCUCUAAAUACCAGGCUAAGUAGGAUAACCAUGAACUAUCAGUAAUGAGGCAAGGAAAAAUCAAUCUGUGGCACCAGCAUAGUGAGAGUACCCAUCCCCACCCCCUCAAAGUUAAAUGGUCAGUUUUUCAGAAUGUGCCCUGUUAAUUAGUGACAAAAAUCUCCUUAGUUAUCUUAAAAAAAUUAUCUUUGCUUAAUUAGGCUUCAAGGUCAAGAAAAUAAUAGAAAAUUAUAGGGAAUCAUGACCAAAAAUAAAAUCUUGAUUUGUAAAGAAAUCAGUGCCAUAAGAAAUUAUGAGGAUCAGGACUAAAAGAGUUAAAAAAGAAAUUAUUUCUGUAUCAGUAAUACAUGUUAGAUGCUUUUCCCGUGGAAGGAGUUGAAAGUUAUGAUGGGCAGGUGAUGUCUGACAAGCUUUACUUUUAAAAGGAAGUAACAUGACCUAGCAGACUUAAGGGUUUUUGUGAGGGAUAGGAGGACAUAAAACCAUUGGAAAUGACAGUUGUGGGGAUCUUCUCUAGAAUGCAUCAAAUGAUUGUUUUGUGGGAAGAAAACUUAACUCCACAGAAUUCUGAUUUCUCAAAUCCUCAGUUUGUUGCAACUCUCUAUGAUAAUUAUUUCAACCCAAACUGAUGUCAGUUCAACAAAACUUCAGCCAGCGUGAUUUACAAGUGUGGCUAUUAUUUUUGUCCAGUCUCUAAAACAAUUAAUGGCCAAACUUGUGAUUUUUAAUUAAGGUUUAUUGAAUUAACCCGUUUCCUUUUCCAAGUCAAACUCUGUAAUUUUACACCCAAUAUAAUGAAUGUCGUUAUGAAACUCCAUGAAUCAACUCUCCAUGAAUCCCUCUGAGGUUCCGAAAAUCAGAAUUCUGCUUUACUUACCAAAGGAUAAUUAUGAAGAAACAUUAGUUGCACAUUUAACAUAAUGACUAAUUAUUGAAGUUCAUGUGGAAAAUAUAAGAUUCAAAGAAUAUUUCACUACAACCUAGAAUUUUGAUAGCAACAAUCUUUGUGACUGAGACA
Molecule: messenger RNA, 14455 nt
Organism: Porites lobata
Lineage: Eukaryota; Metazoa; Cnidaria; Anthozoa; Scleractinia; Poritidae
Source: the annotation of a GenBank genome assembly